Molecule: messenger RNA, 759 nt
Organism: Pipra filicauda (Wire-tailed manakin)
Lineage: Eukaryota; Metazoa; Chordata; Aves; Passeriformes; Pipridae
Product: PHD finger protein 7-like
Exons: 6
Coding region: 1-759 (252 amino acids)
Cellular component (GO): nucleus
Source: RefSeq, a predicted model, not a curated record
AUGGCAGACAGACACGAGCAAGCCCCCGAAGAAAGGGAGCAAACCCCCAAAGAGAGACAGGAAGCCCCUGAACAGAGAGAGGACCAAGCCCCCGAAGAGAGGCAGGAAGCCCCCGAAGACAGGGAGCCAGCAUGCCUGCUGUGUCAGCCAUCAGAGGCUGACCCGGACAUCUGCGGGCAAAAAAGUUUCAUAUUUGGGCUCUGUGUCCACAAGUUCUGCCUGUUUUUUGUCAGCAACUCUCCUGACAUCCCGGUUCAGCGACUAGAAGACUGGAAUAUUGGCACAAGGGAGAUCCCAGAUAUAGUCUCCCAGGCGGCUCAGCAGAGCUGCUGCAUCUGUGGCCAGGGCGGGGCCACCAUCCCCUGCUGGGCAAGACACUGUGACCUGAGCUUCCACCUGCCCUGUGCCAAGCAGGGAGGCUGUGUCACCCAGUUCAUGCCACCGUACAGGGCCUUCUGCCCCGCACACAGCCCACAGCAGGCAGUGUGGGCGACUCCAGAGCCGGGCACCCAAUGCCUCAUCUGCUUGGAGCCUGUGGAGGACAGAAUGACCUUCAACACCCUGGUGUGCCCAGCCUGCAGAACCGCCUGGUUCCACAGGGACUGCAUCCAAUCCCCAGGACAGGAGCCAUGUGCCAGCACCAAGUCCUGGGAGGCGCAGGCCCAGGCAGAGACACUCAAGGACAUCCCGCAGGGGAAAUCACUCCUGCCUGCAACGUCGGACCCCAAAUCCAUCCGGCCGGUGCAGAAGUCCCCAUGA